Molecule: messenger RNA, 2762 nt
Organism: Tetranychus urticae (two-spotted spider mite)
Lineage: Eukaryota; Metazoa; Arthropoda; Arachnida; Trombidiformes; Tetranychidae
Gene: Ufl1
Product: UFM1 specific ligase 1
Biological process (GO): protein K69-linked ufmylation; regulation of proteasomal ubiquitin-dependent protein catabolic process; response to endoplasmic reticulum stress
Cellular component (GO): endoplasmic reticulum membrane
Molecular function (GO): UFM1 ligase activity
Source: RefSeq, a predicted model, not a curated record
AAUAUUGUUUGUUUACAUUUUUGAUGCGUGGCAACUUGUAAUCUUAUUUUUGUGAUUAUUUGUUUUGGAAUUUACUUUUGGUUUUUUCUAAUUGUUUUAUAUGUGUAUAUUAUUGACCAUUAACUAGUGAUAUUGUUGGUAUCUAUCAUGGCUUCAGAUUGGGAGGAAGUAAAAAGAUUGGCUGCCGAUUUUCAGCUGAGUCAAACAGUAGCAACUCUUCAGCGUCUCUCAGAACGCAAUUGUAUUGAAAUUGUCAAGAAAUUGGUUAAUUUAAAUUUACUAGAUGUGAUUUAUACAGCUGACGGUAAAGAAUAUAUCACUCCUGACCAUCUGAUGCGUGAAAUUCAAGAUGAAUUGAUAGUAUCGAAUGGAAGGAUUACCUUUGUGGAUCUUGCUAAUAAUUUAAAUGUUGACUACAGUCAUAUUGAUGUUAAAGCUAAAGAAGUUGCCCGAUCUUCUUCUGGUUACAUUUCAUUUGUCAAUGAAGAGCUUAUUAGUCGUGAUUACAAAGAACAAUUGGCAGUAGAAAUAAAUGAAAAGUUGCAGAAAAAAGGUGUUCUAGAUGUUUCUGAAUUGGCUAAAAAUUAUUCAUUACCAACUGAUUUCAUCCAUCAAAUUAUUGUGUCUCAUCUUGGUUCUACAAUUGAUGGUGUUCAAGAUGUUAAUAAUCAGUCAACAUUUUUUACGCGCAAUUACAUUGAUCAAUAUAAAGCAAAAAUUACGGGUGUUUUGUCAGCUAUUACUCGUCCAUUGGUGGUGUCUCAGAUUGUUAGCAGAUAUCGAUUUCCUGAAAGAAUAUUUAAUUCGGUAUUGGACGAUUUAUUGAAAACAGGACGAAUAAAUGGCCAAUUAACUACUGGUCUCAAUCGAACUUUUAUUCCAAGUAUUUACUCAUCAACGCAAAAAGAAUGGAUUGAAAGUUUUUACAAGCACAAUGGAUGUCUUGAAUAUGACGCUUUAGCUAGAAUCGGUAUCUCCGAGCCAAAAGCUCUCAAGAAAAGACAAGGAUUUGAAGAUUUAAUUUUUUUAUCCACAUGUUGUGUCGGUACAAGUAUCAUUCUGCAAUUGGAAGGUGCAGUAGAUGAUUGCUUAGCUGAUAAAUCAUGGAUGAAUUUGACUGAUGUUCUUCCCUCGAUUUUAAAUGAUGAUGAUUUGAAAAUAUUGAUUGAUGAAUAUAAAGCUCGCAAUGAAAGCGAGGCAAACAAGUUUACUUUGUUAAAUAAUACUCUUAUUGUUUCGAAUGAAUUUGCAUCGAGCUGUUUAGAACCAUUAAGUGAUUUGAUGAGAGAAAAGGCAGAAAAAGAUUUAAAAGAUGGAGUUCUUUUCAAAAUAUUUGUUGCUGCUAAUCAAGCAUUUAAAGAUAAAGCUGCUGCUGGGGAUUCUAAAUCAGCUGCAGCUGUCAGAAAAGACGAGCGAAAGCGAAGAUCUGGUGCCACUAAAACCUUUUCCACCCAAGGACGUGAAGUUAAAACUAAAGCUGUUAAAAAGAAGUAUCGAGCUAAUCAAAAAGGUGCUGGUGAUGAAUCAGGCUCUGAAGAUGAAUCUUCAAAUGAUCCUGGAUUGUCUAUCGAUCUUACCAGUCUUAUCAAUGUUUUAAAAACAAAAAUUGAUCCAUCCGGUGAACAUGACGCUGAAACUGUUGAAACAAUCUCUGAUUUCCUUAUUGAACCUCUAAGAGCAGCAUAUUUGGAAAUCGCCCGUCAAUUAUUCAAUGAAUCAAUGAACAAGGAAACAUCUUCCAUAAAAAAGACUGUUACUGAUGUUCAAAAUACAAUUAAUAAUUUACACGGCAAUAUUUUAAUUUAUGAGAAAGGACUGAAAACUCUUGAUGAUGAAUUACGGAUAUCGCUUUCUAAAUAUCUACUGAAAUCUCUUUGUUCAGAGUUAGUUGAUAACAUUUUAUUUCUUGUUGAUCAAGAAAGACAGAGAUCAGGUCAACCAAUGGGAACAUCGAAUGAGGGUCGUCAGAAAAUUAUCAACAAAUUAGACUCCAAGCUGAGGGAAAAUUUCAAUAAAUUGGUUGCUACUUUAAAUGAUUCUACACUGGACAACUUUUUUACUGAACUGGACAAUACUUUGGAAGCUUGUGACAUUAUGAUUAAAAAGGUUGAUAAAAAAAGAGAGGCAAUAAUGAUCAGUGAACUUCGUCAAAAUUUAAUAGUCACUCUGAAUGAAACUGACUCACUUGAUUAUCCUUUAAUUUUACAUCUUUGUGUACUUUUGAUAUUUGGAUCUGCCAAACAAAUUAUGGUGCAUGCAUCUGGAAAAUUUGUCCCACAACUUUUGACUGCAUUGAAAUCAUCUUUACCAUUAGAAACUCAUCAACUUUUCCGUGAAUGUGAAGACUUAAUUGUUCGACGUUUGAAAGCGCAAAAGGACGACACCAGUGAAGAAGAAAAGGAACAAAUUGAAAACAGAUUGAAAGAUUUGCUUCCAAAAGUGAAAGAGAUUGCACUGAAUUACAAACCAUCAAAGUAAUUCACAAUCUUUACAAUUCGGAUCAUCCAUUUUCUCCAUCAUGCCAAUAUUGUCUAUAUUGGAAAAAUUGUUUUAGGUGAAAGAAAUAAUCAAAUCAAAUUACCUGAUUUUUCCAUGUUGUAUGUUAAAGUUUAUUUUAUAAAAAUUGAUUAUAUCAAGAGAAAAUAUUUCACAAGCUAAACAUAAACUAAUACGAGGACUAAAUUGUUCAUCGCAUAAAUUUAUAUGAAAACAAUAAUAUAAUAAUAUUAAAUAUAAUAAAAUUUAUAAAGAAAUCUAUUGAA